This is a messenger RNA of Suhomyces tanzawaensis NRRL Y-17324, 2865 nucleotides long. RefSeq names its product non-specific serine/threonine protein kinase. Gene Ontology annotation, molecular function: ATP binding; protein serine/threonine kinase activity. Gene Ontology annotation, cellular component: cytoplasm. The coding region runs from base 1 to 2865 and encodes 954 amino acids. NCBI's taxonomy places the organism in Eukaryota, Fungi, Ascomycota, Pichiomycetes, Serinales, Debaryomycetaceae. The transcript has a single exon. The record is from RefSeq and is a predicted model, not a curated record. Gene Ontology annotation, biological process: intracellular signal transduction; protein phosphorylation.
AUGAACGGAACAUCUAGGUUGAUUAGCGACCAAAAUUACAAGGCCCAAUUAGCUGCCCAAUUCAACGAUUUUUAUCUUCAAAUCACAUCCCCCAAUGUCAGCCAAAUAGGGAAUUAUCGAAUAGUUCGCGAGAUUGGCGAAGGUGCUUUUGGAAAGGUGUAUUUGGCUACACAUGUAUUAUUGAACGUCAAAGUCGUGUUGAAAUGUGGCCUUGUUGAUGACCCCAACAUUGUGCGAGAAAUUUAUUAUCAUAGACAACUCAAGCACAAGAAUAUUGUCAAUCUCUAUGAGGUGAUAAAAACCGAAAACCACUUGUGGAUCGUGUUAGAAUACUGCGAAGGGAGCGAAUUGUUCUUCUUGAUAUAUGAGAAGAAGCGCUUGGAAAUAAAAGAGUGCCAGCACUUGUUUUUCCAAAUAGUGUUAGCGUUGAAGUAUGUGCAUUCUUUGAACUUGAGUCACCGAGAUUUGAAGCUAGAGAAUAUUUUGUUGUCAGAUAAGAGGAAAACGUUGGUCAAGUUGACAGAUUUCGGGUUUGUCAGAGAGUUCAAUCCCCAGAACAGAAAGUUCUUAUCUACAAUUUGUGGAACCACAGUGUAUAUGGCACCUGAACUACUCAAAAGCGAUAAAUAUUCAGGUUUUGCCAUCGACAUAUGGUCAUUAGGAGUCAUUUUAUUCACAAUGGUGUAUGGAGAAAUGCCGUUUGAUGAGGAUGAUGAUCUCAAAACCAAAUACAAGAUCAUCAAUGAAGAACCAAGGUAUAGAGAUUCCAUAUCUGUGGAUCUCAAAGAGUUAAUUGCAUCGAUGUUGAAUAAGGAUCCCACCAAAAGACCCAACGCCACCCAAAUCUUGAACUCGCUGUUCUUGAUAGAUUUAUACAACAAGCAUUUAGAUAAAACGUCACGUCAUACAAGCAAUGAUGCCGAGUCAGUUAUUUCCAUUAACCAACAUUACAGGGUUAAUACUUCACCAUUUCAAACAAAGAUAGAAAAGGACCUCGUUAAAAGAAUGAAAAAAUUGAACUUCAACACCGACGAGUUACAACUCAAUGUGUUGAACAACCAGAUGAACUCACUCACUGCAUUCUAUGAACUAUCAUUAACGAGAGAGUUUUGUAGGAAGAAGAAAAAAUACUAUCGUCAAAAGAGCAGAGGGUACUUCGAAGCAAAACGAACAUUGAAUAGAUCCAGAAGUCGAGUUAAAAGUGUGUUGUCAUUGACUGACUUGUCACACUCACCUCAGCCAAUAGAGAAGAUCAAAUCUUCAUUGAGUGUGAGCUCAUUGAAGAAUCAUAGUAAAACCAAUCUAAAAGGAUUGGGUGAUUCAAUAGAACAAAAGAGAAUAGAUUCCCAGCUGUCUCGGAAUUCUUAUCCAAACAGUUUGUUGAGGGAACAAUUGAAGGACCAAUCCAUCUUGACGAACGUACCCUCAGCUCCACCAUCACCAAGAACAAACUCAUAUAUACCGCCUUCUCCUGGUUCCAAGACACAGAUGAAUACGCCGGAAUCGAGGAGGAAUUAUGUCUCUAGAACUUCGGUUGAUGGAACUCCUUUAGAGAGAAUAGUGUCAUUUUAUCCUGAAUCCAGUAAUAUUCAAAGAGUCAUGAAUACUCCACAGAAAUCUACCGAGACUUUGGAGAAGAAAUCUAAGAAUGCAAAAUUCUUUAAUAAGUUGAAAUUCUGGAAGCGUAACAAGAAGAAUAAUGACGACAACGCAAGUCUGAUCAGCCAUUCUCGUACAUUCACGAGCACAGAAAGUGAGGUUCUUCCUGCUGUAUCUCGUGAUUACCGAAAGAGCAUCGAAGAGAACGACGGUCCCUUGGAAAUAGUGGCCAAGAGGAGCAAUCCAAGUCCUGAACAUAAUGACAUUCACCUACAGCAGAGUGUUACUAUAAUUCCAAACGGGGAGUUGGAAGCAAAGAAAAUGGAUGAUACUCGUCGUUCUCUAUCUUUUGAGGAUAGAAAUGGACGAUUUAACGAAGAGAAGCCUAGGUCUCCAGCAAACGAGCAGUCUAUCUUAAGGUCUACCCGAGCGAGACCCUCAUCCAUGGUCUCGCAAAUCAGUCAAAUCAGUCAGAUCAGUCAGAUGUCCACCAUGUUAUCCGAGUCAGAAAUAGACAAUAUGGAUGAAACGGAUACCAUGGAGGAAGACUACGACGACGACGAUGAUGGAAUGUACGAAGGCAGCUUGAAUGUAUCGCAGGACUUUGGUAAGCCGUCUUCUAACACGGGUACUCAGUCCAAACCUAGCGUUUUCAAAAAGAGACCUAGUUACAGGAGAACCACCUCUUCAGAGCAAUCAAUUAAAUCUACAUCCACCACAGCAACGAAUUACAAACACCAGAAGAAGUUCUCAUUGUCGCAACUCUCGAGCAACUCCUCAGAGGAAAGCUCUAUCAAAUCCAACAACGUGUUUGGAAUGCCCAUCCCAACAAAACCCACUAAACCCACACAACCGGACCUCGAUUCUGCCUUAUCGCAAGUGCAGAAUGCAAGGUCAAGCUCGCCUGAGUUGAUAAAGAAAGAAAAGAGAUGGAACAAUUCUUCCCUGGGAGUUCAGUCCAAAAACAGUUCCAAUCCUUCUAGUGGUACAGCUAUGAAUGGCAACUACUCUGGUUCGUUAUUGGCGACCAGUACCUUAGGUGGGCCCUAUAAGUCCGAUACUCCGUUCUUCCGUUCCCAUUCUCCUCCUGUGCCUAAGAAAUUCAACAAGAUUAAUAACAAGAUCAUCAAGCCAGUUAAAACUGCGUUGGAGAACAGUGCGGCUUCUGUGAAGCCCAAUACUUCAUGGAACAAGGCCACACAAACUGCAGACAAUUCCAAGAAGGGAUAUGCCCCAGUGAUUGAUGAAGAGGAAGAGAGUGAGUAA